This is a messenger RNA of Brugia malayi, 4521 nucleotides long. RefSeq lists its product as uncharacterized. Gene Ontology annotation, molecular function: monoatomic cation channel activity. The transcript has 31 exons. Gene Ontology annotation, biological process: monoatomic cation transmembrane transport. NCBI's taxonomy places the organism in Eukaryota, Metazoa, Nematoda, Chromadorea, Rhabditida, Onchocercidae. Gene Ontology annotation, cellular component: membrane. The record is from RefSeq and is a predicted model, not a curated record. Bases 1 to 4521 code for a protein of 1506 amino acids.
AUGCAAGAUUGUGCUUCGAUAACCAACGCUGAAUUUAUUUCGCCACCUGAUGAUUCAAAUGAUGAUUUCAACACCAGCAAUUUUCGAAGGAAUAGUUCAGUAAAUUCUUUCCGCUGUACAGCGCCACGUAAUUCUUUAAGUGGACAACAAUUUUAUUCCUUAGUUAAUGUUCCAAAUAAUUAUCAUACUGUGGAAAACAUCAAACAAAAACGAUCCUCUAAGCUAUUCGAUCGACCUGAACUUUUUAUGCAUGCAUUAACCGAAAAAUUGAAGGGACCUUGGAUUGAACAGGUCUUUCUGAAACGCGAAUGCAUCAGAUACAUUCCAACUUUUGGGACGAACAAAUGCGGUUGUGGACUGUCUCUGAAUGCGCAUAGCCUGGCAGUAAUAUCACAGUUUAGAGCAACAAUGAUGAACGAUGAAGCAGCAGUGCGAUCAUCAAGUCAACCAGUACGUUGGAGUAUUACCGAGCAUACAAAAACCGCUCACACAGAUGCCUUUGGAACUUUGGAAUUUUCGGGUGGUGCUCAUGCACACAAAGCGCAUUAUGUUCGUUUGGGCUACGAUUCAGAUCCUUCUGACAUCAUGUAUCUGAUGGAAAAAAUCUGGGGACUGGACCCGCCUCGUCUUGUUAUCACAGUUCAUGGUGGCAUCACCAAUUUCGAAGUGCAAGAGAAACUCGGUCAAGUAUUUCGGAAAGGAAUGCUGAAAGCGGCACAAACAACGGGAGCUUGGAUUAUAACUGCCGGAAUAGAUGCCGGAGUGGUACGACAUGUCGCUACUGCCCUCGAUGAAGCUGGCAUAUCAGCAAGGAUGCGAUCAAAAGUAGUUACAAUAGGAAUUGCCCCUUGGGGUUUAUUGAAACGACAUGAAAAAUUAAUCGGCAAAGAUAUCGUUGUAUCCUACGACCCACAUUCCUUUUCUUCCAAAAGUAAAUAUGCAACGUUGAAUGAUCGACAUUCGUAUUUCUUACUUGUGGAUAAUGGGACAAAUGGAAGAUACGGCGCUGAUAUCAUAUUGCGAAAACGUUUUGAAGAAUUCAUAGCUCGAAAACAAACAAUUGGUUUGGGGACACGACAUGUACCUGUCGUUUGCGUGGUGUUGGAAGGUGGCACUUGCACUAUCCGAGCAAUACUUCAAUAUUUAGCCAAUCAACCUCCAGUUCCGGUGAUCGUUUGUGAUGGUAGUGGAAGAGCUUCAGAUCUCAUUGCAUUUGCACGUCAACAUGUUCAGGAGAAUGGGAAUUUGCCGCGAGAAAUUCGUGUGCAACUUCUCACUCUGGUUGCCUCGGUAUUUCGUUACAGUACAACACCGGCAGAACAAAUUCUUGAAGAAAUAUUGUGUUGCGCCAAACAUCGUGAUUUGUUGACAGUUUUUCGUUUGAGUGGAAACAAGAAGCAAGACGUUGAUCACGCCAUUCUGAGUGCUAUAUUGAAGGGACAAAAUCUUUCAGCAGCUGACCAGCUUGCGUUAACCCUUGUAUGGAAUCGAGUGGACAUUGCACGCUCAGAUAUCUUCUUGGCCAAUCUAAACUGGAAUCCACAUCUAUUAUAUAAUGCAAUGAUGGAAGCGUUGGUAUUGGAUCGCGUCGAUUUCGUUAAACUUUUAUUGGAAAAUGGAGUUUCGAUGAAGAAAUUUCUGACAAUCAGUCGAUUGGAACAGCUUUAUAAUAUGGAACAAGAUUCAAUUCUACCUCUAAUCAACGAUAACAUGUCGAUAAUUGAUGGCCGAAUUACAUUGCCAAAAAUUGGAGUUGUUAUCGAGCGACUGAUGGGAAACGCUUACAGAUGUUCGUACACAUCCAGAAAAUUCAAAAAUAAAUACGAAAAAUGCAGGAAGAAAGCGCUGAUUUCUAGAAUUCCAAGUUUCCGAAGUCUUUGUGCUACGUAUUCGAAAACAAGAAAAAUAGCUGGUGAAGCCAGAAGUAAUAUGAGGAAAAGAUUGCGAAGGGAAAACAAAGAGGAUGAUGAUUUUCAAUUCCCAUUCAAUGAUUUAAUGUUAUGGGCAGUCCUGUCACGUCGACAGGAGAUGGCACGUUGCAUGUGGAUGUAUGGUGAAGAAGCUAUGGCCAAAGCAUUGGCUGCUAUAAGGCUUUACAAAAGUAUGAGCAAGGAGGCUGCAGAUGAAUACAUCGAAGUUGAAGUAUCCAAUGAACUUCGGGAGUUUGCAGAGGAGUUCAAAAGAGAAAGCUUAAGUUUGCUCAAUCAUUGUCACUUGCAAGAUGAUGCAGGAACUCUUCGAUUGCUAACAGCUGAAUUACCUAAUUGGGGACAUCAUACUUGUCUAUCGUUGGCUGUUAUUGCGAAUCAUCGAAGAUUCUUGGCUCACCCAUGCUGUCAAAUUUUGCUGGCUGACUUAUGGCAUGGUGGUCUUGGCAUCAAAAGCUAUUCAAACUUAAAAGUAAUUUUAGCACUGGCUUUUCCUCCUAGCAUUUUAUUGCUGGAUGUGAAAGCACGAAUUUCUAAUCGUCGAAUGGAUUCUUUCACACGACAUUCGUUUGUGAUCGAAGGGAAUGAAUUCAAUAACGAGAAAGAUGAUCAUAGUGAGAAUAGUGCUUCUUCAUCGUUUCAUACUUCAGAACACUUAAAAAUAAGACGGAAAACCAGAUACAAGACAUCCACAUUCUCGCAACGUAUGACAAAUUUUUUCGAGACAGCCAACUUAAUCGAAGAAACUUUACGGGUCAAAUCAGGAGCUAUAGACCCGCGAAAACCAGUUGGCACAAGUUUGCAAGAGGUUGAAGAGAUGACACGAAAAACAUCGUGGACGACUAAAUUUAGUAUUUUCUAUUCUGCUCCGAUUACUACUUUCUGGAUAUGGCUUGCAAGUUAUUUCGUAUUUCUGAGCGUCUACACAUACGUAAUACUGAUUGAAUUCCCAGUAAAGCCAACUCAAGUGGAAUGGUUUCUUCUUGCAUAUGUUGUCGCUUUUGUUAUGGAACAUUUUCGAAAAUUGCUGGUACAGGAAGCAAGUACCAUUCUCGAGAAAAUACGUGUCUAUUUUGAUCGCUGUUGGAAUUACUUGACUUGCUUAGCUAUUAUAACAUUCUUUAUUGGUUUUGCGUUUCGGUGUAAUCACCUGACACGUCAUUCAUACGGACGAAUCAUUUUAUCAUGCAAUAUUGUGUUUUGGUACAUUAAACUUCUGGAUUUCAUGGGUGUUCAUCCAAGGCUAGGACCAUACAUACAGAUGACAGGAAAGAUGAUUGUAAACAUGAUGUAUAUUCUGGCUCUGUUGUUGGUGACACUGAUGUCUUUCGGAAUAUCACGACAAGCAAUCACUUAUCCUCACGAAAAAUGGCAAUGGCUCUUGAUAAGGAAUAUUUUUUACAAACCGUAUUUCAUGCUGUAUGGUGAAGUAUAUGCAGGAGAAAUUGAUACCUGCGGAGACGAAGGUAUUAACUGCGUUCCUGGUGGAUGGAUACCGCCAAUUCUGAUGACCAUCUUCCUUUUAGUGGCAAAUAUUCUUUUGAUCAACAUGCUAAUCGCUAUUUUCAACAAUAUCUUCAAUGAGACAAAUGCCAUUGCACAGCAAGUUUGGCUCUUCCAGCGUUACGAACAAGUUAUGGAGUACGAAAAUACACCUUUUUUUCCGCCGCCUUUUACACCGAUAUCGCAUCUGAUGAUCUUGUUUAAAUAUUUCUGGAAAUUACGCAAAAAAAGUGGACGAAGAGGACAAGGGAUUAGCAAACGGGGAGGAUUCUUCGAUUUUUCAAUGAAGCUAAGUUUAAACGAUGACGAGUUACGUUUAUUGCGCGAUUUUGAAGAAGAUUGCAUGGAUGAUUUGUCAAGGAAGAAGAGUCUUUCACAACCAUUGCAGGUCGAUUAUGAGUUAAAAACAGCUGCAGAAAGAACUGGUAGCUUGCAAGCUCAGCUAAAUGACAUGGUAAAUGAAGAUUGCAGUAUCAAAUCGUUUCUCCGAGAAAUAGAAUCGAAACUCUAUAUCAUUGAGACGAAUCAGCAAGCGAUGCUCAAACUAUUACAAAGCUCAGCUGACAAAGAAGCAAAUUAUAAUAAUUUACCAAGUAACACAGAAGCAAUUAGAAAGAAGAAUUUAAGCGUUAUGCGAAAGAAAAUUUUAGCAGAAAAAAGAGAAUCAGUUGGAAAGUAUGCAAACAUUAGUAGCAGUGAUGAUGAAGAAUGCAUGCGCUAUACAUAUAAGCUUCCAGAAGCGCGUAACAUUUAUCAAAUUACGAAGAGAAGAUCAUUUAUUCUUCGUGAUGAAGUCUAUACAUCGAUAACAGAUACAAUUGAGAUGCCUAAAGUAUUGUACGCUCUAGAUGACCCAGUUCAACGAGCCGCUUCUCCUAGCAUUCGUGCAACACAACUUGGUAAUAUGGCAUUCAAAAAUCUUGAAAAGGUUUCUAGCUGUACAAUGGGAAGAGAGGUACGAGUACAGCCCUCAAAAUGGUCCAUUACGGAUCUUGAGGAUAUGUGUCGAGAAGAACUAUCAGAAUCGGCAAACAGUGAUACGAAUGAAACUGCCAUACGUACACCUCCAUAUAUCGAACUUAAUGAAUGA